Molecule: messenger RNA, 2316 nt
Organism: Theobroma cacao (cacao)
Lineage: Eukaryota; Viridiplantae; Streptophyta; Magnoliopsida; Malvales; Malvaceae
Product: Phototropic-responsive NPH3 family protein
Molecular function (GO): protein binding
Source: RefSeq, a predicted model, not a curated record
UUUUUUGAAGUUUCAGCUUCUCAUUUAACAUUUGAAAACAAGGCCAAAAGAAACAAAACAGUACUGGAAAUGACAUGUUCUCUUGCUUCACCACAGCCUUGUAAAUUAUAAGCUCCGUAUUCUGAAUUCCUCUCUUCCUAGGCCUCAUUAUCUAUGAUGUGAUGGAGAUGUAGACAUGAUCAUGAUAAAAUUCCUUCAGUCUCUGCCAUGGUGGAUCUUGAUCAGGAGGAAACUGCACCCUCCAGUCUUAACAUGUCCUCUAAAAAGAAGGAGCUUCUGUCCACAGCCAUGAAGAGAACCAGCGAGUGGAUUUUCUCUCAGGAGAUUCCCAGUGAUGUCACUGUUCAAGUUGGGGGAGCUUCUUUUUCACUGCACAAGUUUCCCUUAGUCUCUAAGUGUGGAUUCAUAAGGAAAGUGGUAUCAGAAUCCAAUGAUGCUGAUGUUUCAGUCAUAGAAAUUCCUGAUGUUCCGGGUGGAGCAGAUUCAUUUGAACUUGCAGCUAAAUUCUGUUAUGGGAUAAAUUUUGAGAUAAGCACAGAAAACAUUGCCAUGCUACGAUGUGCGGCAGAGUAUCUUGAGAUGACUGAGGACUAUGCGGUUGGAAACCUUGUGGGAAGAACCGAAGCCUACUUGAAUGAAGUGGCACUUAAGAGUCUAGCAGGAGCAGUUUCUGUGUUACAUACGUCAGAAAACCUACUCCCCCUUGCAGAGAAAGUUAAAUUGGUGAGCCGGUGCAUAGAUGCGAUAGCAUAUUUAGCUUGCAAAGAGAGCCAGUUUUGUAUGUCUGGCAGGUCCGAGAGUGGCAAUGAGAGUGCAAUUUCUUCAACAAUUUCUAACUCGAAACCUAUUGUUGACUGGUGGGCUGAAGAUUUAGCUGUUCUUAGAAUUGACAUCUUCCAAAGGGUUCUGGUUGCAAUGAUAGCAAGAGGGUUUAAACAAUAUGCUCUUGGUCCUGUGCUUAUGCUUUAUGCACAGAAAGCUCUUAGAGGUUUGGAAAUAUUUGGAAAGGGGAGGAAGAAAAUUGAGCCACGACAAGAACAUGAGAAGAGGGUUGUCUUAGAAACCAUUGUGAGUCUUCUGCCAAGGGAGAAAAAUGCUAUGUCUGUAAGCUUUCUAUCUGUGCUGCUUCGUGCAGCAAUAUACCUCGAAACAACUGUUGCUUGUCGACUUGAUUUAGAGAAAAGGAUGGCCUUGCAAUUAGGACAGGCUGUUUUGGAUGAUCUCUUGAUUCCCUCCUAUUCUUUUACUGGGGAUACUUUGUUUGAUGUAGACACGGUACAGCGGAUCAUGAUGAAUUACCUAGAAUAUGAAACUGAAGGGACCCAUUUUGGCUACAAAGAAGAAGAUGAGUAUAUUUCUCCUCCACCAAGUGAUAUGGAAAGGGUGGGAAAGCUAAUGGAGAGCUAUCUAGCUGAGAUAGCCUCUGACCGCAAUCUAUCUGUCUCAAAAUUCAUUGGCCUCGCUGAACUCAUUCCAGAACAAUCGAGGGUAACAGAGGAUGGGAUGUAUAGAGCCAUAGAUAUCUACCUCAAGGCUCACCCCACUAUAUCUGACUUGGAGAGGAAGAAAGUUUGCAGCUUGAUGGAUUGCCAGAAACUCUCUCGGGAGGCCUGUGCUCAUGCUGCUCAGAACGACCGUCUUCCGGUCCAGACCGUGGUUCAAGUACUUUACUAUGAGCAACAACGCCUUCGAGAUGUCAUGAACGGAAGCAUCUCAAGUGGAGAUUCCCCUGCCAUUUCUUCCAGAGUGAAUUUAUACACCGCAGAUAUCCACCCAGUUUCAGAUGAACUUUCGAGCUUAAAAAGAGAGAAUGAGGACCUGAAACUAGAGCUGGUGAAAAUGAAAAUGAGAUUGAAAGAAAUAGAAAAAUCAUCAUCAGUUAAAUCAGCAGUAAGCAGUCCUAUGGGAAUUAUUCUGCCAUCAUCUGAUAAGCCGCCUUUGCCAAGAAAAUCAUUCAUGAAUUCAGUUUCUAAGAAACUUGGACGGCUUUAUCCUUUUGUGCGCUCUGAUGGAGUUUCACCUUCCAGUGCCAAAGGUCGAACAAGACCCAGCAAAGAUAGGCGGCACUCCAUAUCUUGACACAUGGGGGUUGUCUCUAUCAGUACUUAGUGUCUUUGUUGCUUUAAGGCUUGAGAAAACUUAUAGCUGUCCUUUGUUUUUUUUCUUCCUUCUUUGGGGUGCGUCAUUUCUUGGACCCCUUCUAUAUCUGCUCCUUUUGUGUGGUGUUCCUGUAAAUAAUAUCAUCUUUAUGUUUGAUAAGCACAUUAUACGAAGGAUGGUAAUAGGAAGUGGUAUAAUCAUGGAGGUUUUUUGCCA